Andrographis paniculata is the source of this 1396-nucleotide messenger RNA. RefSeq lists its product as uncharacterized. Lineage: Eukaryota; Viridiplantae; Streptophyta; Magnoliopsida; Lamiales; Acanthaceae. Gene Ontology annotation, molecular function: RNA binding. The transcript is spliced from 4 exons. Bases 222 to 1109 code for a protein of 295 amino acids. The record is from RefSeq and is a predicted model, not a curated record.
CAUACCUAAAUUAAACCGUCGAAAUCCUGCCUUUUUCCUUAGUUUGUCCCUCGAAUUCCUUCUUUUCUUUCCCAACUCCUCUUCCCUCUUCCCUCAACACUCCCUCCGGGCCAUAGCCCGUACCACUCCGUCACAAAGUCGGUGCGAUUCCGGUGAGCUGUUGGUCUAAGCGUUCCUCCGCCAACGACUGCACUUCGGCGAGAGCAUCUCCAAGUUGAGGAAUGGAGGUUGAAUGCGACCAUUAUGAUGUUUUGGGGCUGCCAUCUGGUGAGGAAGGUGCCAAGCUUUCAGAACAAGAAAUAAAUAAAGCAUAUCGAUCAAAGGCCAGGGAACUGCAUCCAGACAAGAGGCCUGAUGAUCCCAAUGCACAUGCUGAUUUUCUAAAGCUUAAAACUUCGUAUGAAGUUCUCAAAGAUGAAAAGGCUAGGAAGCUAUUUGAUGAUCUACUCAGAGUGAAAAGGGAGAAGCUUCUUCGACAAGGACAACAAGAUUCAAAGCGCCGAAAAAUGAUGUCAGAUCUUGAAGAAAGGGAGCGAUCUGCUUUCACUCAAGUCGAUCCCACCUUGAAAGCUAAAGAGGAGGAAGAGAGGAUAUCUCGAAAACUCAAGGAUGAGAUAGCUAGAAUCCGGGCAAUGCAUGCUAAGAAAAUGCCAACUGCUACAGCACAGUCCAAGGAAGAGAGACCAGAAAGGGAAAAAGAUAACAAGAAUAGCGGAGGCAAUGCAUUGGAUAAGCAAAAGAUUCUUAAAGUUUCGUGGGAGAAGACGGGUGGGGAUUACACUGCACAGGAACUUCGGGAAAUAUUUGAGAAAUUUGGUACUGUCGAGGAUGUAGUCAUCAAGAGUACCAAGAAGAAAGGAUCAGCACUUGUAGUAAUGGCAAAUAAAGAAGCAGCUGGUGCAACUACCGGGCAUGUCUUGGGCGAUCUUUCAAAUCCUCUUCUAGUUUUGCCUCUCCAACCAGCUACAGCUUCAUCGCCGGCUAUUUUUGGCGCCGAGAGAAAGGAGGCCGAUCAUCCGAAAUUGGACAAUCUGGUUGGUGCUGGAUAUCAGGCAUUUGAAGAUUCGGUGCUGGAGAAACUAAAAAAGGCUGCUAAGGAGAAAAAGUGAAGCGCCGAAACAGUUUGGGAGAUUGAUCAUUGCAUUGAAAUCAAAGCAUGUCCAGAGAAGUAGAAAAUUGGAGUAAAUCACAUAGCAAUCAAUGCCUGUUCUACAUACUACCUUAAAUUUUUGCAGUUGAAAUUGGACAAGGAUGCAAAACCUUGUCGAGGAACAGAUUCAGAGUUAUUCAAUCUUGUUCUUGUCCUCUCUUGUAAUGUUAUUAAGGUAGAUCCUUUUGUAAAGUAACAGCUUCUCCAUACUCUUAAAACUUUAUUUCAGUAUUUCUUUCAUGAUCA